This is a messenger RNA of Hemiscyllium ocellatum (epaulette shark), 1759 nucleotides long. It is a transcript of the gene syt8, whose product is annotated as synaptotagmin VIII. The record is from RefSeq and is a predicted model, not a curated record. Gene Ontology annotation, cellular component: axon; synaptic vesicle membrane; dense core granule. The transcript is spliced from 9 exons. Bases 220 to 1401 code for a protein of 393 amino acids. Lineage: Eukaryota; Metazoa; Chordata; Chondrichthyes; Orectolobiformes; Hemiscylliidae. Gene Ontology annotation, biological process: synaptic vesicle endocytosis; regulation of calcium ion-dependent exocytosis; regulation of dopamine secretion. Gene Ontology annotation, molecular function: calcium ion binding; phosphatidylserine binding; clathrin binding.
UCUUCAUACCACAAGAGGAAAAGCCAGUCUGGCAUCGUUUACAACCAGUGAUUUUCAUACAGUGGACUCUGCUGAAACUACUAACAACAAUGAAGGAGAAAGCUGCAGCGAGAUAGAUGAGCAAGAAUUAUAUUUGGAUUAGCCUGGUGAGGCCCAGACUGUUUGACAUUCUCCUGGGAAAGAAGGCCAUUCAACUACCACCUGAGAACAAAAGAAAAAAUGAGUUCAUUGAAUGUUACCACUACUAUAAAUCCACCCGUCACUAAUACCACCCAAAUAACCACUACUGGAAGUGGAGGCUUCAUUUCCAAUUUGAUCAAUAAAAUUCCAUUACCAAAAUGGGCCUUGAUUGCCAUUGCUGCCGGGGUGGGACUUGUCAUCCUCCUCUGUGUCAUCUGCAUCUGUGUAAAAUGUUGCUGCAGAAAGAAGAAGAAGAAAAAGAAGGAGCAAGUCAACUUAAAAAACAUAAAUGGCUCCACCACUGCAAGCUUGGUGCAGCCAGACAUGGAUGAUUUGAGUGGAGCUGAGGAAAACCGCGGAAAAUUACAAUAUUCCUUAGAUUAUGAUUUUAAGAAAGAAGAGAUUACUGUUGGAAUUAUACAAGCAAUGGACUUAAUGGCCAUGGACCUUGGAGGAACGUCUGAUCCUUAUGUUACAGUGUAUCUUCUCCCAGAAAAGACGCAGAAAUUUGAAACUAAAGUCUACAGGCGGACCUUAAAUCCUAUCUUUAAAGAACGCUUCACCUUCAAGGCUAGCCAGGCUGAAAUAGCUGACAAGACUGUGGUGAUGCAGGUAUAUGACUUCAACAGAUUCUCCAAGCAUGACAUAAUUGGUGAAGUGAGAAUCCCACUUAACACUGUUAAUCUGAACCACGUGGUUGAAGAGUGGCAGGAUCUAACCUGUGCAUUAAAGGAUGAGCAAGUGAAACUUGGUGAUAUCUGCUUCUCCCUCCGUUAUGUUCCCACUUCGAGCAAGUUGACAGUUGUAAUUUUAGAAGCCAAGAACCUGAGGAUAAUGGAUAAAGAUGGUUUAUCUGACCCCUAUGUGAAGAUACGACUGAUGCUCAAUAAGAAAAAGCUUAAGAAAAAGAAGACAACAGUUAAAAAGAACACCUUGAAUCCAUAUUUCAAUGAGUCCUUUACCUUCGAUGUAACCUUUGAAGAAAUACAGAAAGUACAGUUAGUGAUCUCUGUGUGGGAUCAUGAUAAACUGUCAAAGAACGAUGCCAUUGGAAAGUUAUUUCUUGGUUGUGAUGCUACAGGAAAUCAGCUACGCCACUGGUCCGACAUGCUGGCCAACCCCAGACGACCAAUAGCGCAAUGGCACACUCUGCAACCCAAGGAGGAAGUGGACAAAGCACUCAAAGCACUUGGGAUGAAAUCUCGUUUCCAAAUUUUCUAGUAUAUUGAUCUUAAUGAAACCAAUAUAAUUUUUACGCUGUCAUAAAUUAUAAACUUAGCUGUUUCAGAUAAAUCUGUACACCUUUGCCAAGAAACACUGCUGAUCCAGCUGUGUUCUAAGAACUGAAUCAAAGUAAACAAGGUGAGAUGUAUUACAUUACGACCUCAAACUAUGUGAAAACACAACAGAGAAUGCAAUAUAAUACAUUAUAUUUACAACUUUAUAAUCCUUAUUAUACUGGUAGAGCUGAUUCCAUUACUGGGUGCAGUGCAGUUCAGAAACCCUGAAUACUUGGCAUUUUUUUCACUGUCCUGGAAAAUGCAACUAAAUUGAAAUAAAUAGAAGAUAGUGGAUUGUU